GCCAUCGACUCCGUCCAGAUUCCCGGCAGUGCGACGAUCCACUGACUGCAAAACGACAAGCUCACCAGCAUGAAGUCCUUCGCCUCCUGUGCUCAAUCGGAUUCCCACCAUGGAGUCUCAUCAGCCCCGACAACCCUUCCAGCGGCUGCCACAUCCUCAUCUUCACCACAUCUUGCCGCCUCCGCCACCGGCACAUGCCCCGCCGCACCGCACCUCCAAUAGCACGCCCGUGUCGUCCCCGGGUCUCUUCAGUCCCUCUCACCAUCGGCCCGCCAUGUUGUUUCCCUUAUCGCAACCCGGCUCCGAGACGACGAUGGGCGGCGGCCCAAAGCCGUCCUAUUUGCAUCCGUUGCAGAAUCAAUUGCAGGCCCACUUGCAUGGCCACGACCACAAGGUUCGAGAAACGCACAAGGCGAACGUCGAGCAUGACUACGCAACUGGCAGGAAGCAUAUCAACAACUACGAGAUCAUUGAGGAGCUCGGCCGUGGCGUCCACGGCAAAGUCAAGCUCGCCAGGAACGUUGAGACUGGAGAGUUCGUUGCCAUCAAGAUCAUCCCGAGAUUCUCCAAAAGACGGCGGCUGGGCAAGGUCACCGCCAUGUCCACCCAGGACAAGAGCAAGCGGGAAAUCGCCAUUCUGAAGAAGAUCCGCCAUCCGAACGUCGUUGCCCUGCUUGAGAUCAUCGAUGACCCGGAGCUUAAGAAGAUCUACAUGGUCCUCGAACAUGUCGAGCUGGGCGAGGUCGUGUGGAGGAAGAAGGGCCUGCCCCAUAUCUGCGAAUACGAGCGCCGCCGCGUCGAAAGAGAGAUGCGCGGCCGCAAGCCCACGCCCGAGGAGGAACGGUUCGAACGCCUCCUGCUGCAGCGUCAGGCCGCCAAGGAUGCCGAGCGGGCUAGGUUGAGGGCGAAGGCCCAGCAGCCGUCGGCGGACUACUGGAGCCUCGAGUAUGGCCCUGCCGAUGACGAGGAGCUCGACGCGCACGUUGGCUCGCUCGGCAGGGACGAUACGGGCCUGUCGGCGCUACGACCUGCUCUGUCGAACUCGAACUCUCCGGCUGGCUCGAGAGCCACGUCGCGGGCUCCCUCCCGGACACAGUCGACCAAAUCGCUUUCAAACCCUGCCGAGCAAGCUCUUCGCGAGUCGAACCUCGCUUCGGUCGCCCAGGACGGCGAUCUGGAGACGCCCGCGCCCGGCGCCGUGCCGAUCGAGGCCAACAAGUCGACCGCGCUUGACGGGACCAUGUACGGCGCCUAUGUCGACGAUCCCUCCCUGCGCGGGAGGUCUCCCAGCAUGGCCGAGUCGUUCAUGUCGCACAUGUCUGCCUUUGAUUUCGACAAAGUCCACGACCCGUACGUGGAUGAUUUCUCGUACGUGCCCUGCUUUACCUUAGAGCAGGCCAAGAACACGUUUCGCGACACCGUCCUGGGCCUGGAGUACUUGCAUUACGAAGGCGUGGUCCACCGGGACAUCAAGCCGGCGAACCUGCUCUGGACUAAGGACAGGAGGACCAAGAUUGCCGAUUUCGGCGUGUCUUACUUCGGUCGUCCCGUCCGCGACGGCGAGCCCGAUGACACCAUCUCCGAGUCGGAGGCCCGAGACUUCGACAACGACCUCGAGCUUGCGAAGACGGUCGGCACCCCGGCUUUCUUCGCCCCCGAGCUAUGUGCGACUGACCUACACGAUGCGCCUCUCAGUACGCAGCCAAAGGUCACCGAGCAAAUCGAUGUCUGGUCUCUGGGUGUCACGCUGUACUGUCUGAUCUUCGCCCGUCUCCCUUUCCUGGCCGAGGACGAGUGGCAGAUGUUCAAAAAGAUUGCCAACGAUGACGUUUAUAUCCCGAGCCGACGGCUGCGGCCCGUCGAUCCCUCGACGAAACCGAGCGAAAAGUCUCUGUACACACGGGUUAACAACCCGCCUUACCGUGAUGACGAUGAGCUUGCGUACGAGGAUAUUGAGCCGGAGCUACAGGAUCUGCUGAGGAAGAUGCUCACAAAGAAUCCGGACAAGAGAAUCCGUCUGCGCGACGUGAAGCGGCAUCCUUGGGUCAUCAAGGGCAUGGAGAACACGGUCGCCUGGCUUGAUGACACCGACCCUUCCAGGAGAACGUCUGGCCGGAAGAUUCAGGUCGAUGAGAAGGACCUGGCUCGUGCCGUUGUGCCCCUGAACCUCUUCGAGCGUGCGAGAUCGGUAGUCAAAAAGGCGGUGGGCAAGGUGAUGCACCCUCGCGGUGAGCGGACGGACAGCGUGUCGUCGAGGCGGCGGGCUACCAGCAGCGCCGCCAGCUCCGCAGGAGACAGUCCCAUAACUGGGCUCAUCACACCCCAUCUCCGAGAUAGCCGGCGGAGGAGUCUUCGCCCGGAUGAUUACUCUCCCUCUCCGCAGCAAGCCACCGGCCACCCUUUGACGCACAGCGUUCUGGCUAGCCCUCAGGAAGGCUCCCUGGCGGGCGGCCUCGGCUCGUCCCCCCCACAACGCCAGUCGGCAACGAAUAGCCCCGCGUCUCGCAAACCCCUCGAGUUGCUCAGCACCGCCGCCCCACGAGACGAGAAUCGGAUUCGGCAUGAAUUAACCUCCCCGCACAGGGCCCCGCCAAGGCACGGACACGCGCAGUCUGUCACAAACGCCUUCUUGAGCCUCACCCCGGCGCCAGCCGAAGCGCAAACGCUUUCGAGCACGCCGCUGUCGGGUGGCCCUCUGAUCGAUCCAAGCAAUGCGCUGAGGAAGGCCCGGGACACGAAAUCGAACGCAGACGAGAUCAACCGUGCGCGAUCGGUGGAUCGCGGCUUGUUCGGCAGUCAUGACAAACGUGCCGAGGCCAGGGUUUCGCUGAGCACGGCGGUCGCUCCGGGCAACGUACACUUCACGCCGCCGCCCCGACCUACCCGCUCGAUCGAACUCCUCAAGGGGCGCGAGCAUGCUGUGCCUUCUUCGGUCCCUCCGACGCCCAGCCCUUCGUGGGGUCACCAGCACGUUUCAUUCGAAUCCGACUCCAACUCGCAGCAUACGCGCCACACUCCCCUAGAGCAGGUCGCAGACAAGCCAUUGCCAGCGCAUGGAGCCGGAACAGGAGGGGAACAACCCAGCGCGCAGAAGCCGUCCACUCCGGAACCGGCCGAGGCGGCCCGUACGCCAUCUCCGCCGCCGCCCGAGGACGACGCUGUCCCUCGGAUGCCGCUGUCGAGGGGGGAGACCUUUGCGACAGGCAAGUCGUCGAGCUCGACAUCGAUGGGCGCACUCACGACGCCGUUGACGAGCCCCAGCGAGUCGGCGAGCCCGAUUUGCGAGCCCAGCAGCCAAAUGACCAAGGAAGUUUCCGAGCGGAUGCUCGCUUUCCAGUCCGACCCUUCGCUUCCGGCGCUGCUCAGCAGCACGAGCUCGGUGUCUGCGGACCCGGAGGGCGAGUUUCUCGGCAACCCGGGGGUGGUGAGCGGGGCGUCGGUCAUCGACACAACCGACUCGCUCACGCCGCCGGCGUUGGCGAAGGAGCCCGGCUCGGGAUUCCCGCUGGACGCGCACGACGUUCCGGAAGGAGCGGUGCCUGUGAAGCUGGACCACGCUGCUGCCGCGCCCCGUCCAGCGGGUGGCCCGCCGGCCACCAACCGGAGGGGUUCGCGCAACCACGCUGAUGACGACGAAGACAACGGGUCCAGCGACAGCGAUGAGGGACUGACCAUGGCGAAGCGGAAGAGGCCCAUCGUGCCGCCCCAAGCUUCGAGCCCGGAGCCGCGAGACGCGCAUGCGCAGCCGCAGUCGCAGUCGCAGUCGCAGUGGCAGUCCACCGGUCGGCUGAUGGGCAAUGCGAGGAGGCGAGACACGAACAUAAGCGUGGGCAGCACCGAGACGGCCAAGAAGCUCGUUGUGGAUAGCGACUGAGCCGGUUUGUCUGUGCCGGGCCCGCCGGCCCCCCGCGUCACGAGUACAGCGCCUCUCGGUCCAUACGAAACGUUGUCUGAGUUUCGACAA
This is a messenger RNA of Thermothielavioides terrestris NRRL 8126, 3964 nucleotides long. RefSeq lists its product as uncharacterized. The coding region runs from base 110 to 3874 and encodes 1254 amino acids. Gene Ontology annotation, molecular function: ATP binding; protein serine/threonine kinase activity. The transcript is spliced from 2 exons. NCBI's taxonomy places the organism in Eukaryota, Fungi, Ascomycota, Sordariomycetes, Sordariales, Chaetomiaceae. Gene Ontology annotation, cellular component: cytoplasm. Gene Ontology annotation, biological process: protein phosphorylation; intracellular signal transduction. The record is from RefSeq and is a predicted model, not a curated record.